Aethina tumida (small hive beetle) is the source of this 2411-nucleotide messenger RNA. RefSeq lists its product as uncharacterized. The coding region runs from base 132 to 2354 and encodes 740 amino acids. The transcript has 2 exons. The record is from RefSeq and is a predicted model, not a curated record. Lineage: Eukaryota; Metazoa; Arthropoda; Insecta; Coleoptera; Nitidulidae.
GAUAUUUUAUGCUUUCUGCUAGUAAAGUUUUAUCAUCAUAUUAAACAUGUAAAAAGAAAUAGUAACAUUCCACAUUCCUAAAUAACAUCAAAACUGGGAUUUUCGGCUGCAGCGGAAUAUACAAUCAAAUCAUGACAGAAUCUGAUAUUUUGUGUCAAAGCUGUGGCCAAUUAUACAUCUCGAAAAAUUCCGAAAAUUCUUCUGCAUCUUUUACCAAACAUUGCGUUUGUUCAGAUUCUGUUGAAAAUAUCAAAAUAACCUUCCAUGAAAAUAAAUUAGCUGACAUACAUCAACGAAUAGAAAUUAUUAUGCCCGUUGAAGUUGAAAAAGACAAAUCACUAGAUUAUUUUAAAGAGGACCAAGAUCCUAUUAAAACACCGUCCAAACAGGAAUCAAUAACUGAAAGUAAAAAACGUACAAGCAGUUUACUUAGAAGGCUUAAAUCGUCUAAGACUUCUGAAAACAAAUUUGGGGCUGUCGAUGAAACUGUCGAAGAAACUGUCGAUGAACCUCCUCCUUCCUCCUCACCCGAUCCAGAUGAAGGAAUAGAGAAUAUUAAUACUGAAAAUGAGGAAAAAACUAAUUCGAUAGAGUCUCUUCCACAUGAAGCUUUUGGAGAAACACAGGAACCUAUUUCCACCAUGAACAGUGGAACUCAAAAUGAACCACCCAUUGAUUCCGAUGUUAGAGAAGACGUUUCAACAAUCACCGACAAGAAACCUUCUAUUGAUAGUGCCGAUGUUAAAGAAGACGUUUCAACAACCACCGAAAAGAAACCUUCUAUUGAUAAUCCCGAUGUUAAAGAAGAUGUUUCAACAACCACCAAAAAGAAACCUUCUAUUGAAAAUCCUGAUGUUAAGGAAAACGUUUCAACAACCACCGAAAAGAGUCCUUCUAUUGAUAAUGCCCAUGUUAAAGAAGACGUUUCAACAACCACUGAGAAACAACUUUCUAUGGAUAAUCCCGAUAUUAAAGAAAACGUUUCCACAACCACUGAAAAGAAGCCUUCUACUGAUAAUCCAGAUGUUAAAGAAGAUGUUUCAACAAUCACCGAAAAGAAACCUUCUUCAGUGUCACAACAGCUGGAACAAAAUGAGAACAAUCAAUUAGUUCCCUAUGUAUCUAAAGACAAUUACAGUCAAAUCGAUUCCAUAGAUGACCUGAAUGAAGGUAAUAAAAGUGUAUCAAAACAAGAUGCUAUUUCAAAGAAAUCACAUACAUCGGACAAAGGUACUGACAGUCAAUUAGUUUCAGUAAAUCAACAAACUGACAAGGAAUCAUCAAAUAAAUCAAUCUUAACAAAUAAAGAUGCACGCCGUAACUCCUCAUGUCCCAAAACUGAUAUGAAAAGUGAAGGCCAACAAACUUUGUGCAAAUGUGGUAGAAAAGAUCAGUUUCCUUGCGAAUACUGUCUGGAUGAGUAUAAAAGGUGUAAAGAAAAACAGAAAACAGAAAGAGGUUGUGGUUGUGAUAAAACGUUUGAAGACAAAGCUGACGAUUGUCUUAGUAAGUGGUGUAUUCUACCGACAUUAGGAGGUAAACCAAACAAGCACAAAAAAUGUGACCCUCCUAAAAAACCUUCCAAGGAUGAAAAAUGUGAGGAUAGUUUAAAAGUUUCUAAGAAUGAAAAAUGUGAGGAUAGUUUGAAAUUGGAAAGACCAGAUAAGGACAACACCGAUGAAGUAUGUCCGUGUUGCAAUGGUUGUAUGACAAGUGAACAAAGUGAACAUUUUAAGAAGUGGUUAGAGCAAUACACCCGGCCACAAAAAAUCAAAUGCGAUGGUGAGAAUAAAGCGGAAAAUAGAAACAAUUGUAAAAGUAAACAUUUGAUAAUUGAACAAGAUGAAUCAAAGUCUAAAUAUCCAUCUACAGACGAUGAAAGGAAUAAACCGCCACCGGACUGCAAACCUCAAAAAAUUAAACCAGAGAAGAAAAAGAAAAAGAAAAAGAAGGAAAGGAGAAACUCUUGUGAAGAUGUGGUUUGUCCUCAUUGUAUGGGUUCCAUCACGUUAGAAGAAGUGAUAGAAAAUUUGAGCGAAACUGCAAUUUACGAAGAGGCAAUUAAAGAGAAUGGAGAUCUGGAUGACAAUAAGAUUUGCAUAUGUGAGAUGAAUCACGGGAAUUUAGUAAUGAGCUCUUUGUCACGUGGUUUAAAGGAUCAAAUUAUUAAUUUUGAUCUUAACAGUACUCCAACAAACGAAGAAUUAAACGAAUCAGAAACAAUUUAUGCAAUUACAAAAAUUAAAUUUGAUGAAAUAAAUGAAAUGCGCAUCGUUGACGUCAAACCUUUGGAGAGCGAUGGCGUUUUUAUGCUGCAGAAACAGAGUUUCAUUAAAAAUCCCAGUUGCAAAUAGGAUAACAAUAAAUCAUCAUUAAUGUUACAAUUAAAAGUGCAUAUUAUUAAUAAAAAA